Menidia menidia (Atlantic silverside) is the source of this 1999-nucleotide messenger RNA. The record is from the annotation of a GenBank genome assembly. NCBI's taxonomy places the organism in Eukaryota, Metazoa, Chordata, Actinopteri, Atheriniformes, Atherinopsidae.
AUGGCGUGGCCGUGCAUCACCCGCGCGUGCUGCAUCAACCGCUUCUGGACCGAGCUGGAUAAAGGGGACAUCGCGGUGCCUUUGGUUUUCACCAAAUACUCCGACGUGGCCGACGUGCAGCGCCUGGCCCAUCACCCGCAGCCCAGGCAGAAGCGGGCCGGCGCCAUUGCCAUAGAAACGCAGCCGCAGCAUCCCGACGGCCGGGAGGCUGCGGAGGCACCGCCCGCGGCGGGUGGCGCAGCGGGCCAAGAUGGCUCCGCCGCGUCCGUCAUGCGCCAAGACUUCAAGGCGUGGAGAGUGCGCCCCGAGCCCAGCUGCAAGCCCCGGAACGAGUACCAGCCGCCGCCGGCCCCCUUCAACAACGUAACGCAGUACCAGAAGGACUACAAGCCCUGGCCCAUCCCCAAGAAGCACGACCACCCGUGGAUCCCCAAACCCGGUGCCAGCGCACCCGCCGAGGCCGAGAGCGGCGUCGAGAAGAGCGAGAUCGAGGAGAAGAUGCAGGAGAAAGAGUCCAAGGAAGCCGGGAAGAAAGGGGGGAGGCGGGAGAAGUCGGCGGAGAGGAAGGAUGGCGAGAAGACGGAGGGACAGAUGCCGGCAGAUGUGCAGAGCGCAGAGCAGAAGAAAAGCAGAGCCGCUGCAGACGCGCUCAACAGACAGAUAAAGGAGGAUUUGUCCACUUCUAGCAGCUACAGGACUGAGUUCAAGGCUUAUAAGGAUGUGAAACCGGUAAAGGCUAUCAAAGCUCCAUCUCAGUACAAACCCCCGGCGGAGGGGACCAGCCUGGAGACCAGCUACAGUGCCACCUACAAGGGGGAGCAGGUGAAAGCUCAGGCCACCGACAACAAGCUGCAGGAUCGCCGGCGGAUACGCAGCCUGUACAGCGAGCCUGGCAAAGAGCCGGCCAAGGCGGAUAAGCCAGUGUCUCGCACCAAACCAAAAAAGACUCCGACAACCACAACAGGAAAGAUGAUGAAAAAAGCUAAAGAGAAGCAGAUUUCCAGUUCUCAGUCAGCUAAGAAGAAGCCCUCUGUGUGUGCGGCAGAACCCAAACCAGAGGGGGCUGUGAGCAAGAAGAGCAAAGAGAUCAGCAACAGACUAGCUGAAGCCAAGCAGUGAAUGACAGGCUGCGGGAUGAAUUAGGCAAAUCUCUUCCCUUUGGUUUCUAUCCUCACUUGUUAUCCUGUCAUACUUAGUUCACCUUUUGAAUGUGCACCGAUGUUGCGCUUUUAGACUAAUGCAAAUAAUUUCACUGUAAACUAUGCGUGUGAGUAUGUGAAUGUGAGUGAAGGUACGUGAUUCCUUUGUAUAGAACCGCUUUAUAUUAUCGAGCACUUAAUUUGCACAUAUGAGUUCGAUCUGACAUCAGACGUGAAAAGGAGCCAUAGGUACACAUGCCAUAUGGGUGUGAAAGGGCAUUUUAACCUUUUUUUCUGGAUGACGAAUGAGAUCAGUAUUAAAAAUGAUUGUUGAAAUGUCGAGGAGACGCUUUUCCUCGGCGACUGUUUUCACAUGAGGGGUUUUAUGAAAGAACAAACUCUGCUUUAUGGUUUCCUAAUUACAGUGCCUCCGCUGUAUAGUCCUGGUUUUCAUUUCAUUGUUCGGGAUGAUAUCUGGUUUAAUCAGUUUGGUUGCUAAGAAACCAAAUGAACUGUAAUGUAAUUGCUACAGCUUGCAUGCAAGACCCCGUUUUUGGUUGAGUAGCAUCACUUUAGCAAGACUGUAGGUCACAGUCACAUUCUAGCUUGUAAAUUGAGCACUUAAAUAUAAAGGAAGAUCUUUUCCAUUAUAGUGCAUGUGUAGAAUUAGAUUCUGAUCACUCCAAAAAGGUACACUCAAUAAUUCCAAAUCAUCGUUGAGUAGUUUUUAAAGCUGUAGAAUGAACACACCAGCAAUGUGGUUUCGCUUUCAAAUAUAUUUCUUGCCAUUCAAAUGGAAACCCAUUCCUUUUAUUUGACUGGAUCCUGCAGUUUUACCAACAACUCAGUAUUUUGAAGCA